AUGACCUCCACCGACCCCUUCGACAGCGCCCUCGACCUCCUCCGUCGCCUCAACCCCUCCACCACCGCCCUCAACGUCCAACGUCUCUGCACCCUCUCCCCCUCCCUCACUGAUGACCUCCUCGAAUCCGUCGACAUCCCGCUCACCACCCGAAAAUGCCGCGUCACCCAGCGCGACUUCCUCUGCUGCGACUACAACCGCGACGGCGACAGCUGGCGCAGCCCGUGGAGCAAUGAGUUCGAGCCGCCACUGGAGGAGAGCGAGGUGAGCGAGGGGGUGACGCCGAGUGAGAAGGUGAGGAAGAUGGAGGUGAGGGCGAACGAGGCGUUUGAUGUGUAUCGGGAGUUGUAUUUUGAGGGGGGGGUGGCGAGUGUGUAUUUUUGGGAUGUAGAGGGGGGGUUUGCGGGGGCGGUGUUGUUGAAGAAGGCCGUUUCCCCCGGCGGAAACUCCACGGGCUCCUGGGACAGUAUCCACGUCUUCGAAGCGCUCGACAAGCCGCCCCGACAGGCACACUACAAGCUCACCUCCACCGUCAUCCUGUCGCUCGGCACCGGCGCCGAGGGGCUGGGCAAGAUGGACCUGGCGGGCAACAUGGUGCGGCAGGUCGAGCAGGACAUGCCGGUGGACGACGACAUGAGCCACGUUGCGAACGUCGGGAAGAUGGUGGAGGACAUGGAGAUUAAGAUGAGGAAUUUGCUGCAGGAGGUGUACUUUGGGAAGGCGAAGGAUGUGGUGGGAGAUUUGAGGAGCAUUGCGCCGUUGAGCGAGACGAAUCGAGAUCGGGCGACACAGAGAGAGAUGAUCAGUAGUAUGGGCAAGUAG
Molecule: messenger RNA, 822 nt
Organism: Eremomyces bilateralis CBS 781.70
Lineage: Eukaryota; Fungi; Ascomycota; Dothideomycetes; Eremomycetales; Eremomycetaceae
Product: F-actin capping protein, beta subunit
Exons: 5
Coding region: 1-822 (273 amino acids)
Biological process (GO): barbed-end actin filament capping; cell morphogenesis; actin cytoskeleton organization
Cellular component (GO): F-actin capping protein complex; cytoplasm; actin cortical patch
Molecular function (GO): actin filament binding
Source: RefSeq, a predicted model, not a curated record